Molecule: messenger RNA, 1792 nt
Organism: Rhipicephalus microplus (southern cattle tick)
Lineage: Eukaryota; Metazoa; Arthropoda; Arachnida; Ixodida; Ixodidae
Product: polyadenylate-binding protein-interacting protein 1
Biological process (GO): regulation of translational initiation
Molecular function (GO): translation activator activity; protein binding; RNA binding
Source: RefSeq, a predicted model, not a curated record
ACUGACGCGGCUUUGUCCCCUAUUUUAUAUUUCUUACGUUAAUUUUUCUGUUUACGCUUAGUGAGCGCAAAACAGCAGCAACGGCCAAGGCAGCUUUGCGGGGCACCGUGAGGCUACAGACAAGCGAAUGCGCCUCAUCGGCGGCGGAGCAGAGUCGUUCCGCCUUCGAAUUCGCUGUUGAGACGGGAUACGUGUGUGGCGCCCGACAGGCUGAACGGCGCGCGUGAGCAUGGAUUCAAACGGCAAGGCCGCGACGCCGAAGAAAGACAGCGGCGUCCCGCACAGUGGCUCUCAGCCGGUCACACCGAAAGCUGGAACAACGUCGACGACUGACGGACAGAGCAUGGCAUCAUUUGCGAUGACCAGCACGCUGUCUCCUGAGGCCCCUGUAUUCGUUCCGCGGCACUUCAAAGUUCCUGUACCAGAACCCCAACCGACGUCGCCGCCUUCGCGGGAUUCUACUCGAUAUGCAAUCGUUGAAUUGAUGACCUUCAUCGAAGACGUAACCCUUUGUCCUGGCGAGUUUGACUCGAAGAUAGGGGAGCUCACGAGAGCAUUGGGUAGCGUCACAGAUGCCGACGGUCUCACUCAAGUCGUUGACACAAUCUUUCAACAGGGUGUCAAGGAGCCAAACUUUCGGUAUAGCGGGGCUCGGCUCUGCAAUCAUCUGGGCAGCAACCUCAGCGUUCGAGGCCUUGACAAUGGUCACUUCACAAACCUGCUUCUUGACCGGUGCCAUUCAGAAUGUUUGAAGCGGAAUGACCUCGCGUCCGGUGACAUGGGCGACAACUAUUUGAGGGGACUCCUGCUCUUCAUAGCUGAGCUCUUCUCACAGAUGAUGUUCCUUCGGGAUGACUACUCCUACAAGGUCAAGCACAUAGCCGGCUGCAUCCCAAACAUGAUGCACACCCUCUUGCAGGCACCGACAAAGGACAAUGUCAAGUGCACCAUCCAAGUACUGAAGCUUACGGGACACAGCUUGGAGGACUUCGGUCACUCAGGACCCGGCAGUACCGGCGGCUCUAUAUUGGACAGUGUGUUCGACAAGCUCAGGGAGGUCGUGCGGAAGCCUGACAUUGAUCCAACUGCCUCAUUGAUGAUUAAAAAUGUCCUGGAUCUACGUGAGAAGAACUGGGGCCGAUCGUCUUCCUCCUCAAGCUCGCCUUCUGGAUGUCCAUCUGAAGAGAAUCUUCCAAUAACGUGCGGUCCUGACGGUGUGCCGCUCUCCAGAGAAGAGGAGAACUUUGUCCAAGAACUGCUCCUCGAAGAACAGAUGGGCGGCCUCGAACUUGCAGAUGAUGGGGGCAUGUACUCCAAUGAUAUGGGCAAUGACGAAAUGGAUGACGAGGUUGCGGCAGCCUACGAAGAGUUUCUCAAGGAAUCGGGACGAUGAACAUUUUUGUAUCUUGACACGCAGGGGAGGGCUCUGGGGUGGGUUGGCCAACGAGUGGGAGGGAAAUGCAUCAAGGGCUGUUUCUCUUAAGUGUUCAUAUUGCGGCUUGUCGUUUUUUUUUAUGCAUUUUUUUACGGAGUGGGAAAUGCAGUGUGUUACCGCCUUGCCCAUAUUUUUUUUUAUUCCUUUUGUAUGUUGGCAAGGCAUUUUUUCUGUUACCUCAGUUUAUUCAAGUUUUUUUUUUCCGUCACAUACGUCACCUGCGCAUCUUACAUGUUACAAUGCAAUUCAGGCCAUCGAAUGUAAUGCAACAAGCGCUUGUACAUUCUCGACGCACAAAAUGCUGCUUUUUGGACGACUAUCCAUUGAAUAAUAAACAGAGAAGACGUUUUGCAGGAA